This is a messenger RNA of Clarias gariepinus (North African catfish), 1311 nucleotides long. RefSeq names its product ladderlectin-like. Gene Ontology annotation, molecular function: signaling receptor activity. The record is from RefSeq and is a predicted model, not a curated record. Bases 88 to 675 code for a protein of 195 amino acids. The transcript has 9 exons. NCBI's taxonomy places the organism in Eukaryota, Metazoa, Chordata, Actinopteri, Siluriformes, Clariidae.
UCAUCAUCAGCUUUAAAUUUCUGCCAGACAGAUCUUACCUGUAACCUACAAAUCGCUACUGUCAUUAUCAUCAUCAUCAUCAUCAUCAUGAAGGUUUGGAUUGUGUGUGCACUGCUGUGUACUACCUUUACACUGAGGACUGCCACAGCUGCAGCAGUUCCUGCAGAGACUAAACCUGAGCAGGAACAGAAACUUUUAGGGGAAGCUACUGAACUGGCUGUGGAGGAGGUGAUCGAGGCAGCUGACGAUAAGGUGGAAGCUCUUAAAUUAGAUGCAGAUGCUGAAGAUAAGUAUAACUACUGUCCAUCUGGAUGGGUUAAAUAUGGGUCACGUUGUUUUCGUCUUGUGAGGACAACUCUGUCCUGGCUCAACGCUGAAGCUCAGUGUGUAGCUCAAAAUGCAAAACUUGUAUCUGUACACAACCUUGGAGAAUAUAACUUCCUGCAGAGUUUACUAGACAUGGCGGGUGUAACACAAGCUUGGAUUGGAGCUUACUACUUUCAGGGAGUGUGGCUGUGGGCUGACACGUCUCGGUGGAGUUACAGUAAUUGGCAGUCACUGAGCAGUGUGUCCAGCUACCCAUGUGCUUACAUGAGGAACAAUGUUGGAUGGUAUAACACUAACUGUGCAAAUGGAUAUGCAUCUGUCUGUGCUAUUGACCUACAUUCAUGCUAAAGAACAUGAAUUUGAAAUCAUCCAUUAUUUUGAAGCUGACAUAAUUAUCAGCAAAGUAAAUUGUCUUUUGUCUUAAGAACACUUGGCCGAUGAACACUGUUUAUGUCACUUAAUAAAAACAUAAAAAAAUAAAAGUAUGAUCUACUUUGUGUAAUGUUAAUUUUGUGUAAAAUGUAAAGAGGAGCAAUUGGAGCAGUAUUUAGUCUAAAUUUCCAGACAUUUAUCCUUAAUCAUUUUGGAGAAAAGUGUGCAAAGCUGGCAAAACUAGCUAGAAUUACAAUUAUUAAAAAAUAUUACAGUUUAUCUACUUUUUAUUUUAUAAAUAUGUAAAUCCUGAUUACUGCCACCACCACCCUAGUUUAAGAUUAUUUUAACAAAAUAAAGAUACACAUUUUAAGAAUGUUAAUGAAAUUACGCAAAGAAACUAGAAAAAAAAAAGAAUGUUGGCUGCACAUAGAAACAAACAAAGGACAACCAUAAUUCAAGACUGCUCAUAAAUAAGUGGAAAGUGCUUAGUAAAGGUGUUGGGCCACCUCGAGCCACCAAAACCGGUUUAGCCUUGGCAAAGAUCCUACAAGUCUCUAGAAGUAAAAUAAUCACAUUUUUGAAGUGUUUUUAUGAUUCACAGUUUGAAAA